Molecule: messenger RNA, 360 nt
Organism: Glycine soja
Lineage: Eukaryota; Viridiplantae; Streptophyta; Magnoliopsida; Fabales; Fabaceae
Product: metal transporter Nramp5-like
Exons: 2
Coding region: 1-360 (119 amino acids)
Source: RefSeq, a predicted model, not a curated record
AUGGAACCUCACAAGAAUUCCAUGAUUGUCAUUGUCAUCCCAUGGAUACUAAGCUUGAGGAUGAUUGGUAUCAAUGUGUACUACCUCUGUACUGCCUUCGUGGGUUGGUUAAUUCAUAACAAUCUACCAAAGGUGGCAAAUGUGUUCAUUGGGAUCAUAGUGUUUCCUCUAAUGGCAGUUUAUGCUGUCGCAAUAAUUUACCUAGCCUUCAGAAAAGACACUGUUCAGACGCAUAUUGAGACAAAGAACGAACCAGCAAUGCAAACCCACAUGGAAAGGGGGUUUACGGCUAAUGGUCAAUUAGAGUUGAGUCAAGUUACCUACAGAGAAGAUUUGGCUGAUAUCCCUCCUCCUCAAUAG